Messenger RNA from Kalmanozyma brasiliensis GHG001, 3711 nucleotides. RefSeq lists its product as uncharacterized. The transcript has a single exon. Lineage: Eukaryota; Fungi; Basidiomycota; Ustilaginomycetes; Ustilaginales. The record is from RefSeq and is a predicted model, not a curated record. The coding region runs from base 1 to 3711 and encodes 1236 amino acids.
AUGUAUGCCAACACACGAUCGACGAAUGCUCAGGCGGGUCCCUCGUCCCAAGCAGCAAGCUCACAUAGGAAGUCGAGCCGUUCGAUUCCAGCAGAGGACCUCUCGCUUCAGCACAAGCCCUCACUUGCCACGACGCUGUCUACCAGCUCCGCCUCUUCUGACUCCCAGCCCGCCAAUCCUUUCCAGGCUUCAUGGACAAAAGGGCAGCCGACUCAAUCAGCAGCAUACAGCGACUCUUUUGAAAGCUCAAAGACCCGGUCUCGCCCGCAGCCGCGGCGCACACCAGUCUACAUCCGCAUCGUACCCAAAGAUGUGUGGCUGCGCAUCCAUGUCGAGCCCACUCAGACCAUCGCUUCGAUCAAAGAUGCAGCGCUCAUCAAAGCUGGCAUGCCAGAGCAUGACUCGAGUCUGAGCUACAGAUUCUACCAGGAUGCGUUGACGGCGUCGGCAUCCGCCAAGAUGGCCCCCGUUUCGAGUCACGACAAAGUGGUCAAGUAUCGGACCUAUGCGCAUCCAAAGUCCUUCUCGUGUCCACCUCCGGAUCUGAGCGACGUCACCGCUGCGAUCGCCGCCUCUGUUGCCGGCAACAGAGAGCGCAGCAACACUUUGCACGCUGACAGCAACGGCAAGGCAACCUCCUCGGUGAUUCCGCCAAUGCCCCUGCCAGCUGUGGAUAGCGCCUUCAGCACGGACGAAACUCAACCACUGCUGUUCGAUGAAUCAGCAUCUCCGCGUUCACGCACCUUCCCUCCUCCUUUGCCUCACAAUCUCGAGGGUAGCAGCUCAGCCAGCGACGACGCGUACCUGGCACUUCCUCCCCACUCGGACCUGGCAGCCUCGCCUGCCUCCACCCUGUCCGAUCUACCCCCGACUACCGCUUCAGAUACAAGCGUCUCUGAUUCCUCGGAAGCAAUCAACGAGCUUGGAGUUCAGCUCGGUGCGUCGCUGAUUACCGGAAACAGGGAUGCAAAGGCGGAAGAGGACGAGGCGAGGAGGCGUUUGAGUCAGUGGAGCGCUAGGCGAGAGUCUGAGAGUCUGGCCACUCAUGCCGAGCAUGGUGGGCUUCGCGAAGAUGUACUGGACGAAGAGUCGUCGAGGCGGGAGAGGCUACAAACAGACAGCUUCAAUUCGACACCUACCAUCGCAUCGAGCAGCACCUUCGGCAGUGAUUUUGCGUUCUCGCCCAGCAUGCCUCCGUCUUCUUCGAACAUGGACGCCGGUCGUAACGCCUUGCGUGCGACCAUCGCCACACCACCAAGACGACCCGCUCGGCUCAAUCCAGGACUGCUUGGCGCACCAGCCUCGGCCUCUAUCUACACCCAACCUGGCGCGAGCGAGUCUUUCAACUCGCUCGCAUCCUUCGACUCGCCGUCGUCGGUCCCGUUGUUGACCACCGCCGAAGACGAUGCUGGUGUCAUGAGAUGGGGCACGCAAGCCGAAGGGACCCCGUCAUCCGACCCGUUCAGCCCUUCGCCCUCGGUUCCAUCGACCUCUGGCAGCGGCGUUUCUCCGCUUUCGAGUCCAACGCUGCCAUCGGCGCCGUUGGACCUUGCUUGGCCAGAAUCGGUUUCUUCGCCCGCACGACCGCGAAGCAGGACAGUGACCGCCGCUGACAUUCUAAAGCAACGCAAGGACAAUCAUGAAGAGACGCCCCCACUGCCAGAGACGGUCUCGUCACCGUCGCGCCAAUCGUCAUUGCCGAGGUUUCCGAGUCGAAGGCUGGUGGCUGAGUCGAGUCAAUGUCGAGAGGUACCGCAAGUGGACUUGUUGGACAUGCUCAGAGGCUCGCCGCGGCUGACCAACGAUGAUGACGAGGAAGGAUUCUCCACGGUCAAGCCCCGAAAUGUGAGGGCCCAGGCUGGAAUGGCACCUUUGCGCAAGAAAGCCUCCGAUGUGUUCUCAUCCGAUUCGGACGCCGUAGCUUCACCGCCAUCGUCGAUGGCAGCGUCCGUAGAGAGUAGAGGCCAGUACAUCGCAGGCAUUCGAAGGGACGAGAUCUCGCGUGGGCCUGGGGAUACCACACAUCCGCUCUCGGGCAAGUUCGCCGUGCUUUCGUCGGCGAAUGGAUGCGAAUUGCAAGAUUGGAAGACGGUCGCUGCCUAUCGCAUUCGGCCGUAUGAGCUGCUGGAAUUGCAAUGGACCGUUCCGACCGAACGAGUCUACAUCCCGCCGAUCAGCCUGAGGGAGACCAUUCGAUCGAGCUCGGCGGCUCCUAGCGACCAGGGCAUGUUCAAGUCGACGUGGAGGGAUGCGGCAGAUGCAGGACCCGACGCCGAUGCUCCUUGCCUGGAGCCGUACUUCGAAGGUUGGGUGUAUGUGCUCAGGGGCGGAGCUAUGGCGGGCAAGUCGGCGAAAUCGUCCAAGGGCUCGAGCAGUACAGGCAAGUGGAGACUGCACUGGAUGAUGGUCAAAGGUUGGCGAGCCGAUCUGUACCGCAAGAGGCCGCGAGCGGGAGAAGCGGUUCUACCGGUAGCCGAACAGGUUCGGUCGUUGCGCUCUAUCGAAUGGGUGGCGAUGGAUACAAAUCAUCCGAUCCCUCCGCAUCCUGCGCUGCCUGCGCUGGACACGAUGCCACCUACUAGCGUCACGGUGGCUUUCUCGCCCAAAGGCGCUGCAUCGCAGAACGAGGGCUCGACUCUGACGCUGAGAUGUAUCUCGCAAUUCGACCAUCAAGCUGUGUCGAUGGUGCUUUUGCGAGCGUGGUUCCGGUGCAGCGUCACGCAGUCAUCGCUAUCGGCUGGCGUGGACGACUGGCGCCGCAAAGCUGUGUUUCGCGCAAUCGUGGCCGGGCGCGGUGGCACAGUAGCAGCGGGUCAAGCGGGGCGCGGUGGACGCGGAGGCAGGAACGCCAAAGCGAGGACGAGGUUGCGACCGACAGGCUGGCCGAAGGAAUGGGAGGAUGCGGACCAAUGGUCGAGCGACUCAGAAGGGGAAGACGUUGCACCGCCUGCAGAACUGGAGCAUCUCUUGUGGCUACAGAGGCAGCAGGCGAGGAGAGACACGGUGACUCAGGCAACGGCGGGGAUCAACACGCAGUCGAGGAAAGAGCGCGAGGAGGAGAGGGAGAAAGUAACGCCAGGCGGGCUGUACGCGGCGCUGUUGGGAAGGACGACGAGUGCCAGCACCAAUGCUGCAACAUCAACAAAGGGCCCGGGUAGCGACAACAUGUCGCCUUUCAACACCGACUCGUCCCCGUUCCAUCUACACGGAAGUCGCGGCGGUAAACACCUGGCGCACAGCCCGUCGCUGCCUCACAUGGAGCCAGGCCUGAUGGCAGGCAGCAACAGAGCUCUUCACUUCCGGAGCGGCUCGCUGCCACGAUCGCCAGCCGAACCUGCCAUGGAUGCCGCUCGCAGUCGAAGCUCAUCGCGGUCUCGCUCGCUCACGACGAUCUCGAGCCCGGAUCUGCCCUCACCGAAGGUACCCUGCCGCGGUCGACUCACGCCUUCCUACUCGUCGUCCGGCAGCCGUAACGGCUCGCGCGACGCUUCUCCCAUGCCAUCGCUGCCGUCGUCUGGAUCCUCCAGCAGGAAAGGUAGCGGUGCUAGCGGCUUAUCGAGCAGAAAGGGCAGUGGAAGCGGGAGCGCGGGCAAGGAUCCGUUCACUGCGCCUGCGCUAGCUCCCGGCUACGUCGACGCUCCGCCACCGCCAAACGUUUUGCUGUUGCAGAAGUUUAAGGCGAGCCAGAAGGGCAAGGAGGAGAGCUCGUGA